GCCUCACUGGUUGCCUAGCGACCGAAACCGAGAGAAGCGGGCUCAUGGGCGAGUCUAUGUAAAUAACCAAACGGUCCAAAUCGGGCGCAAACUUCUGUGGUUCUGUAGCAGCUCCCAUUGGUACCGCCCAAGCAAAUCGGAGAUCAAAGAGAAACUCUGGAUAUUUAAUUAAGAAACCUGGGACUGUUGGCUGAGCUGUCAGUCUUUCACAAAGGAUCCUAAAAUAGUGGAUUCGGUGCAUCACUACGUAAGGUGGCGCAAGGUCCGGAGCAGAGUGACCUCCUUGUGAAGUUUGUGGCAGCCAGUGGGGUCGCUGUAGUGCCGCACACAGCGAGUCGCAUCGUAGCCCUCAUUGUGCACAGAUUUGAGUGCAAUCUCCGUCCCGUUACGCAAAGUUCCCUUGUGGACAAAUUUCGUGAAUCUGGAGCCCACAUACUGGAGGCCAGUUACAUAGGGUUAUGGCAUUGCCUGAGAUGUUGAGCACUUCCAUGUCUAUCAGCCUCCCUACAACCAUCUCUAGAGAAUCAGUGACAGAAAAGGAUUAUCUUUUGCAGAAUGCAUCGCAUAUUGGGAUUGAGAAGGGAGUUGUGGCAAUUCGUAUCCAACGAGCAUGGAGGUGCUACAAUAACAGAAAGCUUUUUAAACUUCUGAAACACACAGUCCGUGCUGCAGAAACAAGUGCAUCUUACAGUAUUUUGAGGAAAAUCAGUCCCUUGGAAGCAGAGUUGCUAAGAGAUCCUGGCAUGCAGUGUAAAGUUAGAUUCAGAUUUGCUGGGCAGGAGUUUCCACCUUUUAUUGUCUUUAAGAUCUUCCACCGCUCAGGUGCCUUUGGGAACCGAUACAUAUGUGGCAAGCGAAUUCUUCAUCCAUCCAGUGAGGCUGCAGCUGACGCCUGCAAGUUAAUGGGCCCCAGAGCAUAUUAUGAUCAAAUGAUUUACGAUGAACUGGAGUACCAGAAACAUAAAAUCACAGAUAUGGUGGACGUGGCUACUGUUAAAGACUAUGUUAAAUACAAAAGUCACCUUGACGAGACUCCAGCAUAUCUCGGAGGCCGUGAUAACUGCUGGAGAAGACUGUCGCUGAAAAAUAUGCCCAGGACGACAAUUAUGUGUGAUAUAGUGGAAUACGCAGAGUCUGGGGCCCUGUCAGAGAGACUGAAAGGAGAACUGAAAUUACUUUUGCAGGUGCCUGGUACUGAAGAUCUGCAAAUGCGGCAGCUUAGCGCUAUCACACAGUCCAGAUCUCCUGUCCCACCACCAUCACCAGUGUCUUCUUCCAACAAAACACCCCAGCGUCCAUCAUUUCUGUGGCACUCAGCACGACGUUCUCACAAGGCUCGACUGAAGGCAGUAAAAAUGAAGAGACUAUACAGCAUUAGAAAUGAAACCAAUGGAUCUUCGUCAGGAAUCAAACAGUGCAGAGGAUGCGGCAUUCACAGGAAACCAUGGACGACACUACAGAAGAAAACAGGCACCAGUUCUCAGAAAGAGUUGAUGCUGGGGAUGAAGUGCAUAUUUCAGACGAAGACUGGGAUGAAGAGGCAGAGAAACUUUAUAGAUGGAGCCAAGGACUGUCUCUGGACGAGAGUGUAAUGCCAUCACCUUUACUCCAUUAACUUUAUUUUAACUGCACAACAAGCUACUUAGUUUGAUUUCCUGGAGAACAGAUUGCUUCCCACUGGCAACAGUAUGAGAUGCAGAAAUAUUAUUUGCCCGUUGACAUCAAUGGUUGUUUAGGGGUCAGAGUUGUUUAAAGCGAUAUCUUCAAGACUAGAAGAAUAAAUGCUGUAUUUAUACAUGCA
This is a messenger RNA of Xenopus laevis (African clawed frog), 1801 nucleotides long. RefSeq lists its product as uncharacterized. The record is from RefSeq and is a predicted model, not a curated record. Bases 459 to 1592 code for a protein of 377 amino acids. The transcript has 12 exons. NCBI's taxonomy places the organism in Eukaryota, Metazoa, Chordata, Amphibia, Anura, Pipidae.